Molecule: messenger RNA, 3765 nt
Organism: Thyridium curvatum
Lineage: Eukaryota; Fungi; Ascomycota; Sordariomycetes; Thyridiales; Thyridiaceae
Exons: 5
Coding region: 1-3765 (1254 amino acids)
Biological process (GO): proteolysis
Cellular component (GO): cytosol; cell wall; membrane
Molecular function (GO): tripeptidyl-peptidase activity; serine-type endopeptidase activity
Source: RefSeq, a predicted model, not a curated record
AUGGCUUGGAAGACCUGGGUUGUUUCCUUGUUGGCUGGUGCGGCCAGUGUGCGAGCUGUCGCGCCACCUCUGGCAGCACCGAUAAUACCAGGCAGAUACAUUGUAGAGUUCCAAGAUGGCCAGGACGGAGGUGCUUUCAUCGACUCCAUCGCCCAUGAGGCAGACAAGAAGAUGGACUUGAACUACAAGCUGUUCAAGGGCGCGUCGAUUAAGUUUCACGACGCGGAAAAGUCGGUCGAGACAGCGGCCAAGGUGGCAUCCAUGCCGGCGGUCAAGGCGAUCUGGCCAGUGAGAAGGUACAGCAUCCCCGAGUACACGCUGCACUGGGCAGGCGGAGCGGAAGCUGCGGUAGGCAUGACCAAGCGCCAGGCUCCCAACAACCAGAACGACACGUUCUCCACGCACAUCAUGACGCAGGUAGACAAGCUCAAGGCCGAGGGGUACUUUGGCGAGGGCAUCAAGAUCGCUGUCAUCGACACCGGCGUGGACUACAAGCACCCUGACCUCGGAGGUUGCUUCGGCCCCGGCUGUCUCGUAUCCUUUGGCACAGAUCUCGUCGGCGAUCAGUUCAAUGGCAAGAACACGCCGGUCCCAGACCCUGAUCCGUAUGACGGGUGCAAUGGGCACGGUACCCACGUCGCCGGUAUCAUUGCGGCUCAAGGAAACAACCAAUUUGGCGUCUUGGGAGCUGCUCCUGGAGUCACCCUGGGCAGCUACCGUGUCUUCGGCUGCAACGGGGACGUCCCAAACGACGUGCUCAUCGCGGCGUACAACCAAGCCUUUGAGGCUGGCGCAGACAUCAUCACCGCUUCCAUCGGCGGCCCUUCGGGGUGGAGCGAGGACCCGUGGGCAGUCGUGGUGUCGCGCAUUGUGGACCAAGGGGUGCCAUGCACUACCUCUGCCGGAAACUCGGGUGCCACGGGCAUGUUCUUCGCGAGCACAGCAUCGAAUGGAAAGGGAGUCACGUCUGUGGCAUCGGUUGACAACACCAAGGCGCCCAUCCUCUACACGAACGGCACUUACACCAUCGAUGGCGGGGACGAGGUGUCCUUUGGCUACACCCCCGGCACUCCAGGGGAUUGGAAGAACGUCAGCCUCCCGCUCUGGGCUGUCAACUUCAACACCACAGACGCUGCCAAUGGCUGCGAUCCGUACCCGGCAGACACACCGGACCUUUCUGGCCACGUUGUUCUGGUCCGACGAGGCACUUGCACAUUCGUCCAGAAGGCCUCAAACGCUGCGGCGCAUGGCGCUAAAUACGUCAUGUUCUACAACAAUGUUCCCGGCACCAUCGCAGCCGACGCCGCAGGCACCAAGGGCAUCACAGCCAUCGGCAUGGUCACGGGCGAGCAGGGCGAGUCGUGGAUCAAGCAGCUGGCCGCCGGCACCAAGAUCGUCAUCAGCACCACCGACCCCAUGACGGCGCCAAAGACACUUGUCAACAGCGACAACUUCAUGACCCCGGGCUAUCUCAGCACCUUCACCUCGUGGGGCCCGACGAACGAGGCCGAGAUCAAGCCGCAGUUCUCGGCGCCCGGAGGCCUGAUUCUCUCCACUUACCCGCUGCCACUGGGCGGCUAUGCCGUCGUCUCGGGCACGUCGAUGGCCUGCCCCAUGACAGCGGCCAUCUACGCGCUCAUCAUGAAUGUGCGCAAGACAAAGGACCCCAGGGUGAUCGAGAGCGUGCUUUCGGCCACGGCGAACCCCAACAUCUUCCACAAUGGCCUGUCGCCGUCCCGGUUCCUGGCACCCGUUCCUCAGCAGGGCGCGGGCCUGAUCCAGGCGCACGAUGCCGCCCACGCGACGAGCCUGCUCAGCGUCAGCAGCCUGGCGUUCAACGACACCGACAACCACAUCCCCAUGCAGAACUUCACCAUCUCCAACACGGGCAGGACGUCCAUCGUGUACAAGCUGAGCAACGUGCUCGCCGCGACGGCCUACACUUAUGCCAACGACAGCACCAUCUUCCCGGACACCUUCCCCAACGACAUGGUGACCUCGGGCGCGUCCAUAGCCUUCGGGCCGAGCGAGUCCGUCACGAUCCCCGCGGGCCAGCGACGCGUCAUUUCCGUGUCGCCAAAGCCGCCGGCCGACGUCGACCCGAAGCGCCUGGCCGUGUACUCGGGCUACAUCGCGAUCAACGGGUCGGACGGCUCGUCGCUGUCGCUGCCGUACAUGGGCGUCGUCGGCUCGCUGCACAAGGCGACGGUGCUCGACCCGUCCGACACGUACCUGUCGGACAGCAGGGCCCGCGGCCCGGGCGGCAGCGCCACAGACCGCCCGCCGCGCGCGGCCGGCAACACGACGUUCGUGCUGCCGCCGCCGGGCCACGCCAACGACACGGGGUACGCCAACUCGUCGCUGCCGCAGAUCAACGUCAACCUGGCCAUGGGCAGCCCGCUGGUGCGCGUCGACGUGGUGCCCGUGCUGCUGUGCCGCAACGCGAGCAUGGCGCACGACGCGCUGGGGGUCAUGUCCCUGGGCCAGCCGCCCGAGUACCCGGUCGAGUACGCGUCGCGGGGCUCGUUCAGCACGACGUGGGACGGCAAGCUGGGCGGCGGCGACGUCGGCGGCGGCAAGGAGAAGGAAGGGGUGUACGCGCCGCCGGGGACGUACAAGUUUGUGGUGCGGGCGCUGCACAUCUUUGGGGACAAAGGCGAGGCGGCCGAGUACGACGUGGCCGAGACGGUGCCAUUCCGGAUACGGCGGCGCAUCAUCACCGUCGUCUUGGCCAUCACCGGCCUCGCGCUGCUCGUCUACAUCGUCACCAGCCUCUAUGACUUUGCCAACCUCUUCGGCAUCUUCAAACCGCACUCGGGCAUCCGCAUCUCCCAGGAGGGCGUCGAGCUGCUGCACAGCCAGACCACCCCGGACCCCCGACCCCGGCAACGAGACGCUGCCGGCGCACUGGCAGGAGGCGCGGCAGACCUGCAUCGAUCUCAACCCGGAUUGGGAACACAAGGUGAGCAAUUCUACAUCUACGGCUGCGCUCAGGACCCUGCUCUUGCGCGAUCAGAAGACUUGGCGGAGGUUGCGCAAAAACAGUCUGCUAACCUUGCACAAUCCGACGCUAAGCUUUGGUUCACCGACAACUCCCACAAGUUCCUAGAAGAACACUUCCCUUGGUUCGUCAAGACCUACGACGGCUACAAGUUUCCCAUCCAGCGCGUCGAUGUCUUGAGGUACUUCCUCCUGCGCCACUAUGGUGGUAUCUACAUGGACAUGGACAACGGGUGUGCCGCGAGUCUCGAAGCAGUUACCUACAUCCCCGCAUUCACCACAGACGGUGGCCACGGCGCCCUCAGUAACAACAUCAUUGGUGGCCAGCCCGGCCACCCCUGGUUCAUGCUGCUCACCGAGAACCUGAUUCCCUGGAACUGGAACUGGUUUCUCCCCUACGUCAUCAUCAGCUAUAGCAGCGGCCAGUGGUUCGUCACCGCCAUGUUUGAGCGCUACCACCGGCUGCUGCAGUCCGACCACACCGUCAAGGGCUUCGAGGGUACCUGGGCACCCCUGCACCACGUCCUCAUGGACUCGCGCCCGGGCCACGACCCCUGGGUCUUCUGGACCCAAGUACAUGGCGGCACCUGGACCAACUGGGACAGCGCCAUGUUCGGAUGGAUUGGCGAGAACAUUCUCAUCAUCGUGGGCGGCGCCGUCGCUUUCGGAGCUCUCACGAUAUGGUGCUGCUGCCGUUGUUGCGCGCGGCAGAAGAAGUCGGACGGAUACAAACCUCUAGAGGGCCAGGAACUAGACCAUGUAUAG